Molecule: messenger RNA, 4736 nt
Organism: Salmo salar (Atlantic salmon)
Lineage: Eukaryota; Metazoa; Chordata; Actinopteri; Salmoniformes; Salmonidae
Product: pleckstrin homology domain-containing family O member 1
Biological process (GO): regulation of myoblast fusion
Cellular component (GO): ruffle membrane; muscle cell projection membrane
Source: RefSeq, a predicted model, not a curated record
GUCUUAGGACAGGAGAAUUUGCCCAAUUUGUGUUUGUUUUCGAAUGACCAAGGUAACUGUGCAGUCAUAUGUACAGCAUUUGUCUCUUCUUACUUGUGGAUCCUGUAUAUUGAGGAGAGGAGAGGGAAUCGGCACAGCUGAAAAUAGAGUUAAAACAAUAGAUGACAGAAAACCACGAGCCUACUGUCUAGGGUGCAUGCAACAGUCAUUUAAAGGUCUCCAUCACGAGACAAAACGUCGUGGAAAGAAUAGAUUCUAUUUCUAUGGUGUUCUGCAAAUACUCACCUCCCCCUCUGUAAUAUGAUUUAAAUUGAAAUAUUGUAUGGAUAAAUCUAGUUGGCCAAUACAAGAAUGUAUAUAGGUCCUAUUGAAAAUCAAUGGUCAUUAUCAUAAUGAUAUCAAUUGUGGAUUUUAGUUUAUUGUUCCCAUAUGGGCAGGUUAUGGAUUUGAGUUUGAUUACUCUCAACUGACCCUUGCUCUUCUAUUUCCCAAACGUACUGUAAGAGCGCUUUGACUUCCUCGGUCUUGGUGACAUCACGCCGACAGCGCAAUAGAUGGAGCUGUGGAGCGCUUUAAUAACGGGAAUGCCCUUUCAGCCCGCUUGUUUGAGAUCAGUGUAGUCUACCUACCGAGGUGGAGGGACGAUGCCACCGUCUCGUAAUAACGGACAGUGCACGAACAGACCGCGUCAUCGAAAUUAAGAAUAUAAACCGUUAUUGAAACAGAUUGGGGAGAAAAUAAAGGGAAAGACAUUUUAUGCAAUUAAAAAAAUUAUCUUCUCCGAAAGAAAGGAAAAUACUUAAAACUGUAGGAACUCCCUGGUUCACAUCCACAAAAGUGAUUUUGUCAUUAUGAAGAAGAGCAAUUUAGCCAAACGGGGUCCUCAAGAUGUCAACCAGCUGUCAUCGCAGCCAGACAAAGUAGGAUGGAUCCGCAAGUUCUGUGGCAAAGGGAUUUUCAGGGAAAUAUGGAAAAACCGUUUCGUGAUACUGAGAGGAGACCAUCUGUACAUCUCUGAGAAAGAGGUGAAGGAUGAGAGGAAGGUCCAGGAGUUGUUUGACCUGGCUGACUACGAACGCUCUGAGGAGCUGCGCAAGGCCAAGAGUCGCAGUAAGAAGAACCACAGCAGGUUCACCCUGCUUCGCUGCAAGCAGCCUGGGAAUAUGGUGCCCAAUCUUGUGUUUUUGGCCGUUAGCCCCGAGGAGAAGGAGUCGUGGGUCAAUGCCCUCAAUACAGCCAUCAUCAAAGCCAAGAACCGCAUAUUUGACGAGGUCACAAUUGAAGAGGACAGUGUCCUGGUGCACCCUACACGUGAUCGUGCCAAGAUUCCCCAUGCACGGCGCUUGCCCACCCGGGGACACCUCAUGGCUGUGGCAUCCACCUCUUCAGACGGAAUGUUGACCCUUGACCUUGUCCACGAGGAAGAUGAUUCCACCCCAGAUGAUGAGGAAGAAGGCUUCUGGGAAAAUAACUUCCGGGUUGACCUAGACAAACGGACCACAGGUCGUCAGCGUUCUGGCACAGAUGUCUCCAAACUCUGUGUCACCAUAAGGGACCCGAGGGUACCCAAGACGGGCAGCCUGCCUCGCGGGAGCGAGCUCUCCUGGGGCCGGGCGCACCAUCUUGAGGCUCAAUCCCACACCCCUCAACCAGGGAAGAGGUUCAGUGCCCAGGGUAGGAGCCGCUGCGCCUCCAUGGACGAGGUCCUUUCCUCACGGCCAGUCAGAGGUGUCCUUCGCCCUCGCCCCACAGAUGAACCUGUCCAGCCUGUUGGACAACUGCAGAGUCUUAUCGCCCAGAAAAUGCAGAGGGCUCAGGAACUGCUGGAAGAAAUGCGAUUGGAGGAACUGCAACAUGCAAAGGGCAUUGACUCGCCCUAUCUGAAGAGCAUUGACUCGCCCCGCUUGCACCAUCUGAGAGGGUCUGAGUCUCCUCACUCCAGGGCCUCAGGCUCACCUCGCAGCAAGAAUAGUGACUCCCCACAUUUGAGGGUAAAAGACUCGCCUCGUUUGAAGGGGAAAGACUCACCUCGUAUGAAGGGCAAGAAGUCCCGCUCAAAAGGUACAGACUCACCCCAUUCAAAGAGUGAUGACUCUCCUAAUUUGAGGGGUAAGGACUCUCCCCGUCUCAGGGUUACUGACUCUCCCCGUCUCAGGGCUGCUGAUUCUUCCCGUUUCAUGGAAACACACUCGCCAAGUCUGAAGGGUUCUGACUCCCCACGUCUCAAGAACAUUGGUUCACCCUUUUCAAAAAGUUUUGACUCAUCUAGUCUGAAGGAUUCUGUCUCGCCUCGCAUCAAGGAUACUGAUUCUCCUGUUCUGAGGGGUAAGGACUCGCUAAAUAUAAUUGGCAAGAAUUCUCAGAGUCUGAAGAGUAUCGGCUCAACUUGUCCGAAGGGUGCUGACUCGCCCCGUCUGAAGGGUGCUGACUCGCCCCGUCUGAAGGGUGCUGACUCGCCCCGUCUGAAGGGUCAUGACUCGCUCCAUAGUAAGAGUGCACACUCACUUAUCAGUGACUGUGAUUUGGAGAGUAGACGGGCGGAGGCGGAGCGUCUUCUGCAGGAAGCCGUCUCCUCCUGGCGUCAGGCUAAGGAGGUGCUGGAGGAGGUGAAGGAGCUGCAGACGCAGUCACUAAACCGCCGCUCUGAAAAGAAAACAACAGAGAGGCCCCCAACACCGCCACAGGACUACAGGCUGGAGGACCAGUGACUCUGUCGCCAACACAGCUGAAAAGCAUGCUGGCUUCUCUCCAAACAAAGACAAUAAGAAAGAGCACUAGGGGCAUGGAGUACCUUCAGUACAUUUUCUGUCACGUUUUUUUUUGUCAUUACUUGCCAGUGUUGAAGCACAAAGCUUUUAGGGUUUACUGCUCAUUUUACACUGUUCUAUCUUGAUCCUUGUUUCCAUACCGUAUAGUAGUCAAAUUAAGCUGAGCAGGUAAUGACAGAAUUAUUUUAUUAGCACUGCUGUUUCCUUGCUGGUGUGAAUAGGUUAGAUGGACCUUGACCCCAUAAUAUGAUUCUGGGCAUUCGUUUUUGUUCCCUUUGUCAAAGGCUCUGUGGUCCACUCUGUGGAUGGAGGGAUGGGCGUCUGGGCUGUAGGAGCAGAGCAGAGCUUAAUCCUGGUUUGUGGAUGGGGGGGGUGACUCAGACUGAGAGGCAUAAAUAGGGCUAGAGUGGGGGUGCCGUGCCUCGGUGACACUGACACCCCCAAGGAAAGUCAUGCUGUUCAUGUAUUAUCCGCCAGAGGUCGAUUAGGUUUCAUUGCAAAAUGCUUUGUACUGUAAAUAUAAGCAUAAAAUGCUUUUUUAUAAUGGACAAAUGGAAUGAGAAUGUUUGUGUGGAAACAUUGUCUGAGGAGCAUUAUUUCAGUCUGAAAUGCAUAUAUGGAGAAGAUGCCUGGGAUUUCUCUCUUUCGGUAAACUUCAGUUAUUGACAACUUGCAGUCAAGUCCAAUGACCUUGAAACAUCAAGAUUUUCUCCAGUCAGAAACCUAGUAUUGGUGUUGUUGGUCUUCUCAGAGAAUACAAAGGCAAUCUUUCUCUUACUGUGAGCACGUUAUAUCCUCUUUCCCUCUGUGCCCUAAACCGAGCAAUACUAUUCCAGGGACAGAUUCAAGAGGCCCGUUAACAUUAUGCCAUCAAACUGAUUCAUUUGACAAGUUGGAUUCCUGACAUGUAUAGCUAAAACUCACAGACCACUUUUGAUUGCAAGGAUAUCAAGUAACGAACUGCUUUGCUUAAUUCAAUGCACUUCUAUUUUCAGGUCAUGUAACAUGGUCUCUUCCUUGUACCCUAGAAUUCCUCUAUUGUUUCGGUUAAUUGGGGUUCUGUGGUCUACCGAAGCCUGCGUGCGAGUGAUUCAGCGGAAGCGAGCAAGAGAACAUGCUCAUUAACUCUGAUCAGCUUCUGAGGAGAAAUGCUGUUAUGGGAUUAUAAUUGCAGGCGUCGUGUUGGGUCUCUGUAGUGUUUGUUGCACUUCUAAUCAGGUGGGAAGAUGAUUUUAACAGUUCUUCUGUCUCUCUUCCAAAAGGGGCACAGGGUAAUCUCACAACAAGAGGAUCAAUGAUUUAAUGAGAGAGAGAGAGAGAGAGAGAGAGAGAGAGAGAGAGAGAGAGAGAGAGAGAGAGAGAGAGAGAGAUGAUGAUGACAGCUUCUGAAAGGUUUUCAAAGCACAAAGAUGUUACAUUUGGAGAUUUGAAGAUGGGUUAGUUGCACUGCACUAUUUCAUACCAAAAUAGGGUGGGAAUCAAUGUUCUUAGUGUCAUGUCCUGGUUUAGUCACAUGGUCAGUAUUUCCCACCGUGCCAUUGGCUGACUGCCAAAAUAUGAUUCAUAGGUCACUGAGUUGAUAUUAACAUGCACAGUGCAUCUAGGACAGGACAAACAUCGCUCCAUUACACCAGGCUCACCUCACAUACGGUUACAAUCACUCAUGUGUGAUUGCGGUUUAUCCGUUUAUUUGAUUAUGUGUACGUGUGUGUCCCUUCAGCAGCAAUUAUAUGGGUUUGGUGCACAUGACAACAUGCAAUACAGUAGGCCUAAUGUUGAUAACGAAAGAGAUCUCCACCACUGCUUUGUAAUCUGAACUAAGCCAAAGACCAGUGUAUAGCAACUCUACCAGAAAGAGGUGAAAAGUGGUUCAAAUGUCUCAAGCAAUCUGCAUAAAUAGAUUUUAUUUACAGCAAUUGAGAAAUUACUAAUGUAUGCAUAAGUUAAAAAUAAAUAAUUUACACCGAA